Chionomys nivalis (European snow vole) is the source of this 2435-nucleotide messenger RNA. RefSeq names its product Ras association domain family member 4 (gene Rassf4). The coding region runs from base 113 to 1072 and encodes 319 amino acids. The record is from RefSeq and is a predicted model, not a curated record. NCBI's taxonomy places the organism in Eukaryota, Metazoa, Chordata, Mammalia, Rodentia, Cricetidae. Gene Ontology annotation, biological process: signal transduction. The transcript has 11 exons.
CUCUGGAGCCCGGUGCAGGCAUAACUCUGGUGCAGGCGGAGGGACAUCCUUGCUGGUGGCCUCUGGACCGCGCGAUGACUGGACGGUGACUUCUGAGGCUGAAGAGUCGAAGAUGAAGGAAGAUUGCUCAUCCAGCUCCCAUGUGCCCAUCAGCGACAGCAAGUCCAUUCUGAAGUCAGAACUCUUAAGCCUGCUCAAAACCUACAACUGCUACCACGAGGGCAGGAGCUUCCAGUUGCGACACCGCGAGGAAGAAGGGGCUCUGAUCAUCGAAGGACUCCUCAACAUCGCCUGGGGGCUCAGACGACCCAUCAGGCUCCAGAUGCAGGAUGAUCGGGAGAGAGUGCACCUAUCCUCUGCCUCAUGGAUGCCUGACCGAUCCAGCUACCUCCAAAAGGAGGCUUCACCCCAGGACAACAAGGUCACUGCAAAGGAGCCUGAUGCUCAGCAUGCAAACAAGGCUGAGUGUUCCAGGGAUAGCUCAGCACCCCCGGAGGAGGAGGUCCCACAGCUCAUGCGGACCAAGAGCGAUGCCAGCUGUAUAAUCCAGAGGAGGCCCAAGUCCCGGGCACCCGGCGAAGCCCAGAAGAUACGACGUCACCGGUUCUCCAUCAAUGGGCACUUUUAUAACCACAAGACCUCCGUGUUCACUCCUGCCUAUGGGUCCGUGACCAAUGUCCGGGUUAACAGCACCAUGACCACCCAGCAGGUGCUCACCCUGCUGCUAAACAAGUUCCGGGUAGAAGAUGGCCCCAGUGAGUUUGCACUCUACAUUGUCCACGAGUCUGGGGAGCAGACGAAAUUAAAAGAUUGUGAGUACCCGCUGAUAUCCAGAAUCCUCCAUGGGCCUUGUGAGAAAAUCGUCAAGAUCUUCUUGAUGGAAGCCGACUUGAGCGAGGAAGUGCCCCAUGAUGUGGCCCAGUACAUUAAGUUUGAAAUGCCGGAGCUGGACAGUUUUGUCGAAAAAUUAAAAGAGGAGGAGGAAAGAGAAAUAAUCAAACUGACCAUGAAGUUCCAAGCCUUGCGUCUGACGAUGCUGCAGCGCCUGGAGCAGCUGGUGGAGGCCAAGUAACUAGCCACUGCUUUCCUUUAGGGAUGCCUGUGGGAGCAAGCGUGCAUGGAGCGCCAGGGACCCAGCCCUAACAUUGCUGACCAGUGGCGGCUGCCCAAGGAGUCCAGUACCCAUGCUUCUUCUAACUUGUCCAUAGACUGCAUAGCAUCCUGCAGCUCUAGUCUUGGCACCGUAGUGAGCAUGCACGGGGACACUCAGGAACUUGCUAGCUAGAAUUUAUGUGCAAAGCCAGUCUAGGUAGUAGAGAGUCUUGGAACUGUGGUACCAGCCAUAUUGCAUGGUUGCAUAGCAUGGCCAGCCUUGAUGAUGCAUAUUUCCAGCUUGAGAUAGAAGUAUCACACCCAGCCUCUGGGGAAUGAGCUUCACCUGCUUGCCCAGGGCCUGUCCCAGAGCUUCCGCAUGGCCACAAGUCCCCGCCCUUAUCAUCCAUUUGAACCUUGAAACCCCCAUCUUCCCUUGCUUCUCAUUUGCCACGCAGGAAUUCUGCUGGAGGAGGAGCUUCCAACAGCCGCGAGACAUGUCCUGAUUCUAACCACCAUUAUACUAUGGGGUCUUGGCCUCCAAGCCUCGUUUCAUAGCCAACAUUCCUGGCCCAGAGGUUAGAGCGGGACUAAAACUACCAAGAUCCCAUCAGCUCUUGGCAGAAAUCAGCCUUAACUUCUGAAUGUGAUCCAAAGAAAUCCUUGAAAGGAGCUGCCUUCAAGAACUAUGUCAAAGUUGGGGAGUUGACUCAUGUAGCGCGGAAACAAUACUGGCUGGUGGUGGCUCCAGAAGGCAGUGCUGUCGCCUUCACUGCCAUCUUGUGGAUGCUUCCUGCCUUCUUUGGAACUGAGCUUCACUCUAGUGGGUAGAGACAGCUCUCAGUACUUCCCGUCAAAACCUGGCAAUAAGGGAAAAUAUCUGGGAACAAAAGACUUCUAAUUCCCCAGGCCAGAUACAGAGCAAUUUUGUAUUGACUGAUGGGAAUUUGGAAUGAAUGAGAAAACUUCAUUUGUAAAACUAUGCAACAGUUCACAUCAAGUCACGGAAGUGUUUGUUCAACUAGAGCAUACUAAAGGCCAGCCUCUUCCCCCAAGGUCCGCGGUCGAUGGAUUUAAAGAGAAGUGUGAUGAAGGCCUGCAGAGAUGGAGUUCCAUCUUCAAUGCAGUGCACAUGGAAGGUGCUCAGGGAACUCUGAAGGGUAGCACUUGAGAAUGGCUGUGCAGUGUGCAGCCACUGGGCAGGGAAGAGGGCAAGCCUGGAUCUUCCAGACCCAGCUAUGUCUUCAUGGAGCUGCCAAGGAAGGCUUGGCUAAGUUCUCCCGCCUCCUCUCUCCCUUUCGGCACCACACCUUCUCAGGUGCUUAAUAAAGAUCUGCUGUGUU